Molecule: messenger RNA, 1110 nt
Organism: Pseudo-nitzschia multistriata
Lineage: Eukaryota; Bacillariophyta; Bacillariophyceae; Bacillariales; Bacillariaceae
Source: the annotation of a GenBank genome assembly
AGCAAGCCAAGAUCUCCUGCUGACACCGGUCGCCAGCCACAACGGGCUGUUGGUCAUUGCCGUUCCCACAAAAAAAAGAUUUUCGAGAAUCGAACACACGAGAAACGAAAGAAAAACAAACAGAACCAGAGAAAUCUGCGCAACGCACGACGCAGCCUACUAGCGACACGAUGAACAACCACAAAGGAAUCCUGGCCCUGGCCUUGGUUUUUGUAGCUCCGGAUGCAACUCUCGGCUUUUUGAUCCACCGGCAAGCUCCUGCGCCAUCGAGUCGUUUCGACGGGAACAAUCCUUUCCGCGACCUCGACGUCGACAUCGAUCUGGCGGAGGAUUGUGCCUCCAACUUUGGGAAAUAUUCGUUCGAGGAAAUCAAGCAAUGCAGGGACGGUAAGUCAUGUUACGGGCGGGAUAAAAAGACCGAUCGCCGCAUUGUGUCGGAACGAAAGCACGUCUCACGUCUGCUGCUUCUGCUGCCGAUUUCUCUUGCACAACGCCUCGUGCCUUGGAUUCUCGAAGAAAUCCACGCCCACCGGGUCCAAAACGUCGCGCUGGGGGAUUCCACGACCCCCGAUCUCAUCAAGGAACGCUUCCUGGAAACGGAGCUUACCAUGCAGCUCGAGCGGCUCCAGAACGACAUGCCGGAGUCGUACCUGUUCCCGGACGAGGGGAGCUUCGACGAGGGCAUCGACACCGAUGUGGGGCUGGACGGAAUUCUCCUGGACAACGGGCUCAUCGCCAUGGACCUGCCCACUCCCAGGGACGCAGCCUCCUCCGAGAACCGCGCCGGAACGAAGCAGGUGAACGUUUGGAAAGACCUUGUUGCCGCGGAAGGAGUCCUCGAGUCGAUCGCCAUCUGCGGCAUGCUCGGAUUCAUGAUGAUGGCGCCGAAUCUCAACUGAGAAAGACAAAAGGAGGAGCCGGUGGCUUGUUCCGGACGCGAGAUGGACUGGCUCGGCUGCGUUUCUGUUUGCACAAUCGUUCCUGCAUGCCGUGUCGAACCCACCCGACACCCACGGCAGCAAGAUUCUACAUUACGGCGUCGGCGGGCGGUUCCUGCCUUGCACCAAUAGUACCGCCGCACACGUAUCGCAUUAAACCUCAUUAUACCUA